CUCUCUCUCUCUCUCUCUCUCUCUCAAAACCAUAUCUGUCCAGCUGCACUAUCAAUUCAAAAUCAUCGUUCUCUCUCUUUGCCCCGAGUCACUGUCGAGCACUCACUUCCGGUUCCGAUGACGUCGCCGCUCGUUGACAAAGAGUACCUCAAAGAAAUCGACAAGGCUCGCCGCGAUCUCCGCGCUCUCAUUUACAGCCGAAGCUGCGCUCCGAUCAUGCUCCGCUUGGCGUGGCACGAUGCUGGGACCUACGAUGCCAAGACGAAGACGGGUGGGCCGAAUGGUUCAAUUCGGAACGAGGAGGAGUACUCUCAUGGUUCCAACAAUGGCUUGAAGAAGGCUAUUGAUUUUUGUGAGGAAGUCAAGUUGAAGCAUCCAAGGAUUACAUAUGCAGACCUAUACCAGCUUGCGGGUGUUGUUGCAGUUGAGGUCACUGGAGGCCCCGUCAUUGAUUUUUCUUCAGGCAGGAAGGAUUCUAAAAUUUCUCCUAAGGAAGGACGACUUCCAGAUGCUAAACGAGGUGCACCACAUUUGAGAGAAAGGUUUUAUAGAAUGGGGCUGUCUGACAAGGAUAUUGUUGCACUAUCUGGGGGUCAUACACUGGGAAGGGCACAUCCAGACAGAUCUGGUUUUGAUGGUCCUUGGACUAAGGAACCUCUGCAGUUUGAUAACUCAUACUUUGUUGAACUGUUGAACGAGGAGUCAGAGGGGUUGUUGAAACUUCCGACAGAUGCAGCUUUAGUGGAGGAUCCUGAGUUCCGUAAAUAUGUUGAUCUGUAUGCAAAGGAUGCGGAAGCAUUUUUUAGAGAUUAUGCUGAAUCGCAUAAGAAACUUUCAGAGCUCGGGUUUACUCCAAACCCCACUUCCUCAAAGACAACUGCUAAUGACAGCGCGAUACUGGCACAAGGAGCGGUAGGAGUCGCGGUUGCUGCUGUUGUUGUGAGCCUAGGUUACUUGUAUGAAGCUCACAAGAGAGCCAAGUAGAGUCCUAGAAGUUGUCGACUUGCUGAACUGAUUACCUCGAUCUUCCUUUUUCUUUCCGGCUGGAGAUUACCGUGAUCCCUUAUGAAUAAUUGCCACAGGCUGCUUAGUAGCUAAUUGGCCAGUGGGAAGAUAUAAGUAGACUUUUUAUCCAUUUCAAGGAAAAUAAUAUAAUGCACGGCGAACAUAGUGACA
Messenger RNA from Pyrus x bretschneideri (Chinese white pear), 1176 nucleotides. RefSeq names its product L-ascorbate peroxidase 3-like. Gene Ontology annotation, biological process: hydrogen peroxide catabolic process; cellular response to oxidative stress; response to reactive oxygen species. Gene Ontology annotation, molecular function: heme binding; peroxidase activity. The record is from RefSeq and is a predicted model, not a curated record. The coding region runs from base 118 to 984 and encodes 288 amino acids. The transcript has 9 exons. Lineage: Eukaryota; Viridiplantae; Streptophyta; Magnoliopsida; Rosales; Rosaceae.